AUGGCCCUCUCGACGCGCUUCUUCGCCGCGAAGCCGUGCGACGACGCGGCGCGGGCCUUGGCCCGCGGCGACGACGAGGCGGCCGCCGCGGUCGCCGCGUCGGGGCGCUUCGCACUGCUAUCGCGCGCCGACGCCGACGCCGCGCUCGACGCGCUCGACACAGUGAUCACAAGCGAGGCCACGCUCGCCGCGCGCCGCGCCGCGCUCGACGGGACGCGACGGGACGGGCUGACGGACGCGCCCAGCGCAAGCGACGACGAGCGCUUGGCCUCGGCGCUCGCUUCCGCGCUGGCCUCCGCGCUGGCCCCGGUGCUGCGGCGGCUGGGGUUUCCCGAAUCGCCCCUCGGCACGCGGAGCUUCGUCGCCGCGGCGGGCCCCCGCGCCGCCGCGGCGAUCGGCCGGGUCUGGCACGCGUCCGACGGCCUCGCGCCGCUCAUCGCGCCCGCGGCUCCCAAGGACGCGACGCUCGUCGUCGCCUUCUCGUCGCUCGGCUGGCACGGACUCCUACGCGCCGAGUGGCGCGGUGUUUUGCGCGCCUCUGGUUUUCCGAACGUCGCGCAUGCCCUCGACACGGCGAAGACCUGGUACUGUUCGAAUCCGAUGACCGGCCAUUUCGACGGCGGCGCGUGGUGGGACGCUGCCCUCGCGGAGCUUUGUAAGCCAUACCAAAAGGUCGUUUUGUUGGGCGACUCGAUGGGCGGGACGGCGGCGCUGAGAUUCGCGCGGCACGCCGACGCGGUCGUCGCGUUCGUGCCGCAGAUCGACCUAAGGGACUUUCCGGCGCCGUGCGACCGCGUUGAUUUUGACGACGCGAGGCGCGAGCGCCUGCGCGACGACAUCGUGAACGCCGUCGGCGCGUCAGAUGCUCGUAUUUCGAUCCACGUCGGCCGCGACGCCGACGACCUGCAGCAACUGACGUACCUGCCGCGCGCGGUGGCGGCGUACUCCCCUGACGACGUCGACGAGCCGCUCCCGCGCGACGGCGAGACGGUGAGUCGAGCGGUGGACGACGGCCGCGGCCUUCGCGUCGUGAAGCACGACGUCGAGGGCCACGCCAUCGCCGCGGCCCUGAAGCGGCGGGGGCUCUUGGAGGAGGCUCUGCUCGCUUCUCUUGUUUAG
Molecule: messenger RNA, 1119 nt
Organism: Pelagomonas calceolata
Lineage: Eukaryota; Pelagophyceae; Pelagomonadales; Pelagomonadaceae
Source: the annotation of a GenBank genome assembly